Molecule: messenger RNA, 1101 nt
Organism: Myotis daubentonii (Daubenton's bat)
Lineage: Eukaryota; Metazoa; Chordata; Mammalia; Chiroptera; Vespertilionidae
Product: PRAME family member 8-like
Cellular component (GO): cytoplasm
Source: RefSeq, a predicted model, not a curated record
AUGAGCAUCCGGAUGCCACCCACAAUCCUGAAGCUGGCAGCAAAGCGCCUGCUGAGGGAGCAAGCCUCAGCCAUUGCCAGUCUGGAGUACCUGCCCGCCGAGCUCUUCCCAUAUCUGUUCAAAAUGGCCUACUGUGGUGGACGCCACCCCCAGCUACUGAAGGCGUUGGCCCAAGCCUGGCCCUUCACUGUCCUCCCUCUGAGGGUCCUGAUGCAGCGUCCCCCUGAUCAUGCCCCAACCAGGGCCGUGGGCUUAAAAGCCGUGUUUGACGCGAUUGACGUUGUGCUUGCCCAGGAGGUUCGGCCAAGAAUCUCAGCUAAUGUCCUGCUCUCCCCACAGGAGGUGCAAACUCCGGGUGCUGGAUUUAAGGAACACGGGUGCCAACUUCUGGGAUAUGUGGCUUCGAGUCAGCACCGAGAAUUGCUCAUAGACAGAAUCAGUGACUGUGCACAGCUCCAGACCCAGCAUGGAGCAUCCCUGGCUCCCUUGGAGGUGUUCCUAGACCUUACCUUCGAUGAAAGGGGCCAGGAUAAGUUUUUCAUGCACAUCAUCCAAUGGGCCCAGCAGAGGGAAGGGUUGCUACAUCUGUGCUGCAAGACACUGAGGACUUCUGAGGUGCCCUUCCAGAGGGUCAGGAAGGUCCUGGAUAGGGUGAGGCUGGACUGCAUCCAGGACGUGAAAGUGAACACGCAGUACCUGCACACUCUGAGGACAUUUGCUCUCUACCUGGGAGCGAUGAGUAACCUGCAGAAACUCUUUUUCCUGGAAGAGUUGAGGACUAUGAGGAGGACUAUACUCAUGCUGCGGCACCUCAGGCAGCUCUACAUGUGUGCUCUUUCCUUCCUCCCAGGUGGUCUGGACCAGGUGCUCAGGUGCCUGCAGACUCCCUUGGACAAAUUCUGCCUAAUGUUUGGCCAGCGGUUGACGCAUUCAGACCUCACAUACCUGUUCCAGUGCCCGAACCUCAGGCAGCUGAAGUUCCUAUAUCUAUGUGACCUCAGCCUUGUGGAUUUCAGUGGGCCCCUCCGAGCUCUGCUGGAAGCAGUGGCACCCACCCUCCAGGGCCUGGGUCUGGAUAAAUGUGGGAUGGGGGACUCCUAA